GCUGCGGGGCGGGCGGGCCGGGCUCGGCCGCCGGGCCCGGGGUUUGCGGGGGGUAGAGCGGGGAGGCUGUGGCUGUGCCCGCCCGACUCUCGGGCGGCGGCAACUUGGCCCGCACGCGGGCGACCCGCGGCCGCAAACUUGCCGCCCCGAGCCCUGCGCGGAGCGAGGGGCGCAGCCAGAACCGCCCCUCCCCGUCCCCUCCGGCCGGGGGAGCGGCGCGGCGGGACCCUGCUGCCCGCCUCCUCCCCUCACGGCCCCGCCGCCGGGGGCUGUUCGGUGGCCGCUGCCGGGACCCCCCCGCACCCCGCCCGGGCACCCCGGCCCCCCGCACCCGCCCGCCGCAGCCGAAGUGGGACUAAGAUACCAAGGCAGAUUGAGAUUCUGUGCAGUGUGGUUAAAUGGUGAGCAGAAUUUUAAAAAUAACCUUUUUGAAGACUCUGAUGCUGGUCAUACUGGCUGAUACAAGACAAGUGUCUUUCCCCUGACUUCUCAGCAGAACGUGUGGAUGUUCCCCAUGUUACUCAAGAUUGAUUCUCCAGUCAAGCUCCAGGUGCGCUUGUUUGAGUAGCCUCAACCUCCCUAUGGGCUCAACAAAUGUAUCACAAAAUGGCAUUGCUUACUGGGAAUGCAGAUCCUGAGUUCAGCUCCUACUCCUUCAAUAACUUGGAAAACCUGUGUGAAGUGCAAACCAAGAAAGGAUUCUUCUACAAAAAGGCCAAACUUCUGCACCCUGGGGAAGACUUGUGCUGCUUAGCACGCCUGGAUGACCGGACCAGGUUUGUGAUCAUCAACGUAGGUGGAAUUAAAUACAAAAUUCCAUGGACCACCCUGGAGAACUGCCCCUUGACCAGGCUUGGGAAGCUAAAAUCUUGCAACAAUUAUGAUGAGAUCAUGAACAUCUGCGAUGAUUAUGACGUUAGCUGCAAUGAAUUUUUUUUUGACCGCAAUCCUAGUGCCUUCAGGACGAUCAUGACUUUCCUGACAGCUGGGAAGCUGAGGCUUCUCAGGGAGAUGUGCGCUCUUUCUUUUCAGGAGGAGCUUGUGUACUGGGGGAUAGAAGAGGACCACCUGGAGUGGUGCUGUAAAAAGAGACUGCAACAGAAAGAGGAGGAGGCAGCCGAGGCCAGACUGUAUGAAGGGGAGAUGGUAUUGAGUGAAACUACGCAAUGUGCCUUCCAGGACAGUAGCCGAUUGAGUUUGUGCAUGCGAAAGCUCAGGGAUAUGGUGGAGAACCCCCACUCAGGGAUCCCAGGAAAGAUCUUUGCUUGUGUUUCAGUCUCUUUUGUUGCCAUCACUGCAGUCAGCCUCUGCAUCAGCACCAUGCCAGAUGUCAGAGAAGAAGAAGAUCGGGGCGAAUGCUCACGGAAGUGCUAUGACAUCUUUGUGCUGGAGACCGUGUGCGUGGCGUGGUUUUCAUUCGAGUUCCUGCUGCGAUCCAUCCAGGCGGAGAACAAGUGUGCUUUCCUGAAAACCCCGCUCAACAUCAUCGACAUCCUGGCCAUCUUGCCUUUCUAUAUCUCUCUCCUCGUCGAUACGGUCUCCCCGAAAAACAGCAGCAGGCCCGGCGUGGGAGCCGGGAACAAGUACCUGGAACGAGUGGGGCUGGUGCUGCGGUUCCUGCGGGCUCUGCGCAUCCUCUACGUGAUGAGGUUGGCGCGGCACUCGCUGGGGCUGCAGACGCUGGGGCUCACCGUGCGCCGGUGCACCAGGGAGUUCGGGCUCCUCCUGCUCUUCCUCUGCGUCGCCAUGGCCCUCUUCUCGCCACUGGUGUACCUGGCGGAGAGCGAACUGGGAGCCAAGCAGGAAUUCACCAGCGUCCCCACCAGUUACUGGUGGGCUGUGAUCUCCAUGACAACUGUGGGCUACGGAGACAUGGUGCCUCGUAGCAUCCCCGGGCAGGUGGUAGCCCUGAGCAGUAUCCUGAGUGGGAUUUUGCUGAUGGCUUUCCCAGUCACGUCCAUCUUUCACACUUUUUCCCGUUCCUACAGCGAGCUGAAGGAGCAGCAGCAACGAGCAGCGGGCAGGCAGAUGCACCAGCGAGAAGGCAGCACCAAACUCCCCGGGGGGGACAGGCCACCGGGGCUCAGUGUCACAUUCCCACCAGGAGCUGCUGGGCCCGAGGGUCAGCCCGCGGCAGACCGCGAAGCCACGGGAAGCUGCUGACCCUGAGCAGCCGAAGAUGUAUGUUGGCAGCACAAGAAGCAGUGGACAAGGUGCUGGUGGGGGUCAGUCCUGCAAGAAGAACCUCCUGGACUGUGUAAACGGCGGGGCAGGCACACACAAGGUUGUCUCUGAAGGCCAACUUUGGAUCUUAAGGGCCCUCCGAAAAGGGCCCCUAGAAACUCUACCAAGUACAGCUCUGCUCCAUCGCUUUUCCUAGGGCUUUUCUUUUCUAUCACACAGGUUUUUCCGGCAGCCCCCUCAGAGCAGCCGUUGAAGGCAGCCGGCCGGGAGGACGUAAGGUGCAGCCCGGCCCGUGCCGGGGGCCGUUCGGCACAGCGGCCAGCCCCGGCCCGGCCCGUACCAACAAGGCACACAAAGCUCAGCCGAGCCGAGCUCUGAAGGCACGACCAGGGCAGAAACGUCCCUUCAGCUUCCCCAGGGGCUUGGGUUUGGCUGGUUUGCAAACCAGGCAGCGCAGCCUGGGCUGCCAGCAAUGCCCCGGGCGCUAGCGCAGUACGCAUUAUGUAGUAAAUACGCGUAUUUACCACCCUAAGCUUUGUGUCGUAGCCCCGUGACAGAAAUACAUACCUAGACAAUCUUCCUGACUGAACGGUGGUUUCUUUUUGGUUUUGUUUUUUUUUUUUUCCUUUGCUAACAGUUGAAUAUAACAAAUACCUUUACAGAUCAUGCCAUUUCUCCACUUUUCUGUUAACUAUUUCCAUCUCUCAUAUAGCGAAACAAGCGUUGAACAGCUGACCAAACCUGAACUACACGCAGCCCAAGAAGGGGAGAGGGACGUUAAACCAGCAGCAGCUCCCAGCUCUGCAUGUUCUCCCGCAGCGGCGGUGGCUGCUCUGGCAGCAGCCAUGUGCAAACGGGGCUCACCCAAACCCACUGAAGCCUGUGAGAUGCCUUCAGCGGGCUCUGCCCCGAGCUGCAGCGCAGCAGCUCUGUGUUAGGAGUAGUAUUUUUUUUUUUUUUUUUUUUUUUUUUUUUUUUCCCCCUACUAAGAAGACGACAAUCCUGUCAUUGAAAAAUGAGGAUGAUGGUUCUGGCUCUUCUUCCUAAGUCUCAAAAGUCGGUUUAAAGGGCAAAUGAAUCCUGUGGUGGCACCUGCGUGUCUCACGGGUGCCGGCGGGGUGAGCUCGCCGCCCCCUCCCCGGAGGCGUGGGGUGUUCGGGUGCUUCUACAAGUGGGACACGAGUGGGAUGGGGCAAAAUGGAGCGCAACUGCCUCGUGUACCUACAGCCCCGUUUGUGUUAAAGCCGUGCAGUGUUACCCUCCAUAUUCUCCUCCUGCCAGGAAGGGAACAAAAGCUGAUGUAUUGAAGAUGGGAUUUGUUUGGUUUGGGUGUGUUGUUUUUUGGGUUUGGUUUUUUUUUUUUUUUUUGCCUCAGCAUAUGUUGUAACGCCAACCCUACAUUAGCAAACCCGCAGUAUUAAGCCAUUCCUUAUAGGAAUGGAGCAAGGGAAAAUAAAAGCUGACAGUUUAUUUUAAUAAAAAUUAGAAGCUUU
This is a messenger RNA of Tyto alba (common barn owl), 3677 nucleotides long. It is a transcript of the gene KCNG2, whose product is annotated as potassium voltage-gated channel modifier subfamily G member 2. The transcript is spliced from 4 exons. The record is from RefSeq and is a predicted model, not a curated record. Gene Ontology annotation, biological process: potassium ion transmembrane transport; protein homooligomerization. NCBI's taxonomy places the organism in Eukaryota, Metazoa, Chordata, Aves, Strigiformes, Tytonidae. Gene Ontology annotation, molecular function: protein binding; voltage-gated potassium channel activity. Bases 595 to 2163 code for a protein of 522 amino acids. Gene Ontology annotation, cellular component: membrane; voltage-gated potassium channel complex.